Sitodiplosis mosellana (orange wheat blossom midge) is the source of this 921-nucleotide messenger RNA. Its product is annotated as arrestin domain-containing protein 17-like. Lineage: Eukaryota; Metazoa; Arthropoda; Insecta; Diptera; Cecidomyiidae. The transcript is spliced from 4 exons. Bases 259 to 921 code for a protein of 220 amino acids. Gene Ontology annotation, biological process: protein transport. The record is from RefSeq and is a predicted model, not a curated record. Gene Ontology annotation, cellular component: cytoplasm.
AUUCACAAAGUUGGUGUUGAAACAUACACGAGAUUUUUAUUCGACUUGUAAAAUUCGGUUAAAUUUAUCGAUUCAAGUAAGAAAAAUUUAAAAGUUAUUGUGAAAUCCAAUCAAAGCAAACAUACAAAAAUAAAAAUAAGCGCCUUUGGCAAAAUUGAGAUUACUUCGAUAAUUUUUCAAUCGGAAUCCAUCAUUUGAAUUCGAAAAGUCCGCAGUUAUUGUUCAAAUUGAGGGUGGGAAUAUAAUCCGAAAUCAGACAUGCCGAUUACUUGUGAGAUCAAUUUUGAAAACAAUCCGCAGAAAGUGAUUUAUUCCGGCCAAAUGAUGUUGCGUGGAAGUGUACAAUUGAAUUUGUCGGCGGAAAAAAAUGUUCGUGGUGUUUAUAUCGAAUUAUUUGGAGGAGAAUGUGCCUCUUGGACGUCUGGUAUUGGAAGAUAUCAAAAAUCCUACAUUGCCGAAGAAUUAUAUUUAAACAAACGAAUUUAUUUUGUGAGCGGAGGCAGCGGAGAUGCUCGACUAGCAGCAGGAAUCCAUAACUAUUCAUUUGAAUGUGAUUUGCCAACUUCAUUGCCAACAACAAUGGAGAGUGAAAAUGGAUACAUUCGAUAUGUCGCUCGGGUUGUUUUCGACAUUCCACUUUGGCCGUCUAAAAUAAUUACACAACCAUUCACCGUCAUUAAACCAGUUGAUCUAAAUACAGUUCCAACAUUACGAUAUCCAAUCACAUUCGAAAAAACCGAUACGAUUACCGGAAUUGAUUGGUUGUGUUGGCUGUAUGCAGAUCCAAUGAAAAUUUCUGUUCGCAUCCCCCUUAGUGGAUACGUACCAGGACAAACUAUUAAGGUGCAAAUAAAUGUUAGCAAUCAAACUGGACAACCAAUCAGUGGUAUUAUGGUAAAAUUGAUCAGGCGCACACGGUAA